Myxocyprinus asiaticus (Chinese sucker) is the source of this 1715-nucleotide messenger RNA. RefSeq lists its product as uncharacterized. The coding region runs from base 12 to 821 and encodes 269 amino acids. Lineage: Eukaryota; Metazoa; Chordata; Actinopteri; Cypriniformes; Catostomidae. The record is from RefSeq and is a predicted model, not a curated record. The transcript has 5 exons.
AUGUGGCCAACAUGAGACGUCUCCUCACUGCACUUGCCAUUGCACUGAGUUGCAUUUACUUGAAGGUCUCUGGGACACUGGUGAAGGUAGUGGUCAAGCCUGGAGAUAAUGCAAUUCUAAAUUGUGACCGUCAGAUUAUCGAGGGACAAGACAUCCAAUGGGUGAAGAUCUGCUCUUCACAAAUCCAACCACCACUAAUCAUCUCUGCAUACAAUACCCUUUUAUUUCCUUUUCCUCGAUUCUCUCUGUCAUGGAACAAUACUUCAAAAUCCCAUGACUUAGUAAUAGAGAACAUCACCGAAGCAGACCUUGGACUCUACUAUUGCACUAGGGUAGAAAAAAAGAGGAUUGAGCACAAUAGGAUCAUCUUUGAGAGGGACGUGUUCCAUUUGGGUGAAACUCUCACAAAGCUGACAUACGGAGCUUCAAGCGAUCCUGAACAUCUUGAUUCACCUGCAUGUUCAUUAAACGUCUCCUCAGGAACCCACUCUGAUCCAAACUGCCAUUGUUGGCAGUGCUGGCUGAUACUGCAGACAAUGUGCCCAGCAUGUUCUCUUCUCUCUGCCAUGUUGGCCUUUGUUUGUGGGUACAAGUGCUGUCACAAGACAGAGAUUACUGCUCUAUCCAUAGUGCCGAAGCAGUUUGAAGGUCUUCCAAGCAGCUUUGAGAUGCAAAGACAGCAAAAUCAAGAACAGGAUGUUCAUGCAGAAGUUUACUACGCAUCACUAAACAUCCCCAAACGAGGAAGCAAACUGGCAAAGAGCAAGCGAUUGCCAAACUCUGACUACAGUGUGUACAAUGAUAUUAAAAUGCACUGUUAAGGUAUACCCUGCAGGGGUUUAUUUUGAAAUAGUAACUAGCUUACUGCACAUUACCCCGUUUGUUACACAACCACUUACAAAUAAAUAAAUGUACAUGAAAUAUAAAUUUUAAUUGCAAUUAUUUUUGUGACCACAAAGUGAUUGGAGAGACAUGAAACUCUAGAAAACAACUACACAGUCAGUUACACAGUUUAGUGGUCAUCUAUGUCAAUUACACAGUUUAGCACUUGUUCUUUUUAAGGUAAAUUCACUCUUCUAAGGUAUGCAGUGUAUUAAUGACAUUAUUUUAUCAUAGUUUUAUUGAAUCUGUUAUUUCAUAUUGUAUUGUGAUGUGGCUCAAUAAUAGUAAAAAUAGGCUGACAAGGCUAAUUAAAACUGCUUCUAAGGUGAUAAGGGGUGCAACAAGUUCAGCUAAAGGAAAUGUAUAACAAACAAGUCAUUGAGAAAGUGCAUACAAUCCUGAAUUAUCCAAACCAUCCACUUUACAAAGAAUUUGUUCUUAAGCCAUCAGGCCGUAUAUAUUUAAAGUCAGGGGGAAGAACUAAAAUAUUUAAAAACUAGUUCAUUCCUGUAGCAGUCAGUUGGUUAAACUCAUUGUAGUUUGAGACUUAACUGUUUUAAUAAAUUUUAUUGGGUAGAAAUUGUGAAUUUUAUUUGUGUAUAUCCUGACAAAUCCAUAUUGCUCUUGACCUAAAUAUAGAUCUCUUUUUGCUUUUUGUGUUAUGUUGACUUGUGUGUUUGGAUGUUUUAACGUGACACUUCCCAAGGGAUAAAUAAUAAACUGAACUCAUAGAAAAAAUAUUUGACUGCAGAAUACAAUGACUGACCAGAUCAUAAUAUUAUAUUCUGUACUGUAAAUACUGUCAUAGAUCUUGAUCAGAAUCAAGUAUUCCA